This is a messenger RNA of Punctularia strigosozonata HHB-11173 SS5, 927 nucleotides long. RefSeq lists its product as uncharacterized. Lineage: Eukaryota; Fungi; Basidiomycota; Agaricomycetes; Corticiales; Punctulariaceae. Bases 1 to 681 code for a protein of 226 amino acids. The transcript is spliced from 4 exons. The record is from RefSeq and is a predicted model, not a curated record.
AUGGUAUAUUCGCCUCAAAGACCCCUGUAUGCCUCGUCGUCGUCGUCUCUGUCCCACGAGGACGAAAAGUUUUCGAGCCCCGUCUCACCUCUCGGCAGCCCAUUGCUUGACAACCCAACCGAGGGCUCUCACAAGAUCAAAUACCAGCCUAGGCAACAAUGGGAUUGGGCCAUUGAGACGAAUCAUCGCCCAGUCGACGUUACCCUCACCCUCCCUCACUAUCGUGCACGGAAUCAACCUCUGAACCAUCGCAUGCGAAUGUACGUAGGCAGUUCAACAGGCCACAUCAAGGCGAGAGUGUCUCGCCAACCAAUCACCCACACACCCUUCUAUCUCGAGAUUCAAGCCGACUCUUCCGACGUGACUGUCUGGCUCCCGUCGGACUUCCGCGGGCGCAUACGCUACCCCCGCGGCUCGCGGCUCGCCUUCUCACCCGGCUUCACCAACCAGAUCAUGCAGCGCGUCCGUUUCGCUCGCCCCCGCGACAGCUGCAUCGAGGCGCUCGAGGACGGCGCAGACGAGCUAAUCGUCAUCACCACUGGCACUAUCUCCCUCCGCAUGUGGGAUGUCAGCACGGGCGCGCCUGAGUGCAAGACCCGCGAGACGUGGAGGCGAGUUUUCGGGUGCGGGAGGAAGGCUCCCGAGACGCCCAUCGACUGGGACUUCCUGCUGGACGGCUGAUCCCCCGGCGUCGUCACCCUUCUUCCUUAUUCUGUGUCAAUUCGAAACUGGACCACCAUUUCCUAUGCGGCAUGCCGCGUAGAUCACUUCUGCCCACUUCACACAUGGAUUCGUUCGGGGCGUUAUCAUAGCAUCCAGCAUUAUACAACAUACCGCGCAUUAUCUAUGCAUACUUCCCUCGUCUUACCUACGCAUAAUUGUAUCGAUAGCUGCUCUCUCUGACUCUCGUCUUCGUAUGCCUCAGCC